CGCGCGUGCGCGUGUGUGUACGUGAGAGAGAGAGACGGAGAGGUCCUCGUCAGCUACGAUGCCGGCGCUCCCCCUCCUCCUGUCGCUCGUCGUGCUCGCCGGCGCCGACGCGAGGCCGCCGCCACUGCGGCUCGUCCGCCCCGCGCGGAGCAUCGCCUUCGACGAAGGCUACGCGCAGAUGUUCGGCGACGGCAACCUCGCUCUGCUCCGCGACGGCCGCCGCGUCCACCUCUCUCUCGACGAGUCCACCGGCGCCGGGUUCGCCUCGCAGGACCUCUUCCUCCACGGCUUCUUCAGCGCCGCCAUCAAGCUCCCCGCCGACUACGCCGCCGGAGUGGUCGUCGCAUUCUACCUGUCGAACGGCGACACGUACGAGAAGACCCACGACGAGCUGGACUUCGAGUUCCUGGGCAACGUUCGGGGCCGCGAGUGGCGGGUGCAGACCAACGUGUACGGCAACGGCAGCACCGCCGCCGGCCGGGAGGAGCGCUACGACCUCCCCUUCGACCCCACCGACGCCUACCACCAUUACUCCAUCCUCUGGACCCGCCACCGCAUCAUUUUCUACGUGGACGAGACGCUGAUCAGGGAGGUGGUGAGCACGGCGGCGAUGGGCGCGGCGUUCCCGUCGAAGCCGAUGUCGGUGUACGCCACCAUCUGGGACGGCUCCGCCUGGGCGACGCUCGGCGGCCGCUACAGGGUCAACUACAAGUACGCGCCCUUCGUCGCCGAGUUCGCCGACCUCGUCCUCCACGGCUGCGCCGUCGACCCCGCCGAGAAACACUCCGCCGCCGCGGCGGCGGCGGCGGCGACGUCGUGCGCGGACGCGGCGGGCUACGAGGGGGCUGCCGCCGUGUCCGUGCCGCAGCGGGCCGCGAUGGCGGCGUUCCGGCGCGGCCACAUGUCCUACUCCUACUGCCACGACCGGAGGAGGUACCCGGUCGCGCUGUCCGAGUGCGCGCUCCCCGGCACCGGCGCCGGCGCCGGCGUCGCCUCGCUCGCCCGCGUGUUCGGCCCCGACGGGAUGCGGCUCGACGGCCGCCACCGCCGCCCGCGCCGCACCCCCGACGCCUCGUCGUAG
Messenger RNA from Oryza brachyantha (malo sina), 1081 nucleotides. RefSeq names its product probable xyloglucan endotransglucosylase/hydrolase protein 28. Gene Ontology annotation, biological process: xyloglucan metabolic process; cell wall biogenesis. Gene Ontology annotation, cellular component: cell wall; apoplast. The record is from RefSeq and is a predicted model, not a curated record. Gene Ontology annotation, molecular function: xyloglucan:xyloglucosyl transferase activity; hydrolase activity, hydrolyzing O-glycosyl compounds. Bases 59 to 1081 code for a protein of 340 amino acids. The transcript is spliced from 4 exons. Lineage: Eukaryota; Viridiplantae; Streptophyta; Magnoliopsida; Poales; Poaceae.